Schistosoma curassoni is the source of this 7615-nucleotide messenger RNA. NCBI's taxonomy places the organism in Eukaryota, Metazoa, Platyhelminthes, Trematoda, Strigeidida, Schistosomatidae. The record is from the annotation of a GenBank genome assembly.
GUUCUUGUCAAGCUGUUUAGUUUGGUGAGAUGUUUACUUAUGGAAACCCGAUAUAAUUUUUUUCUUUGGAGAGCGUUACUAAACACACUAAGCUAUAUAAGUAAAUUGUAAGAGAAGGACAGACUACAAAUUGAAUGUUGUAUGGAAUAACCUUGAGGUCCGGUAGCGGUUUCAACCCAUCGCGUCAUCAGUCUAUAACAUGUGUUCACGGAGUUCCUGAUGGAUUAUUAAUCACAGAACAGCUGUAGUAUGGGUAAUGAAGACAGGAUUAAAAUAACUAACCAUGGAUCACGUUUGGUUUUGUGAAUACUGCUCCUCAGCUGAAGGGAAUGAAAGUAGAAAGCUUUUCUCAACACAGAGAGACUUCGUUAAUCAUAUCCGAGCACACCAUUUAGUUCGCAAGUUUAGAAAUGAUGUGGAAACGUUUAUCUGCCGGUAUGGCCCGAAUAAUUCGUGUCUUCUAUCCAAUGGUCUAGAUAGUGUUGAGAAGAGUCAUUCAUCUCGUGAUUCCUUAUUUAAAAGUCAGCGUGACUAUGAAAGACAUUUAGUUGGGUUUCAUCUUCUAAAACAUCCUGUAUACAAACAUCCGGAUGUAAAAUCUCCGCUUCCAAUACCUCCCAUUUCUUCCCACUAUAAUGAGAAACCAUCACGCAAAUGGAGUGUAUACCAAUCAGUUGUGAAUUUACCAGCUGUUUUAAAUGAUCCAAAUUAUCGUGAGAAAGAUAUAUUUACAAAAUUAUGGGGUGAUAAAUUUGAAAAUGCUGAAGUUCUACCCAGUCCACAUCUACCAGUAAUUACAGAGAAACAUUUUAUAGAAUAUUUAAACAAAAUUGGGGUUCGUAAACUCGAUACAGAGUCUUGUAGAUCAUCGCCUAAUUGUCAAAUUAAUUCAUCUAAUUCAAUCACUGAUAUUUCUCUAUCAGUGAAAUUAUGCAAUAAAGUUUUAAAACAUGAACCAUCGCAUGAUAUAUCAACGACUUCCAUUCCCGCUUUAUACUUUGAUCAAAAUUUCAAUUUGAAAGAUGAAAAGACGUUUUGUCAAGUUAUACCUUUACACGUCCGUCGUUCUCACUUUCAAAAUGUUCGAAACCCAUUUGAAAAUAUCGUUUUCCCAUCAAGUAAACCAGAUUCUGUAAAUAUUUCAAAUCGAUUAAACUAUCCCAAUGAAGAAUUCCUGCAAAAAGAAGCUUUCCGCAAACAGCAUAAUCAAUUGAUUAAUUAUUUGGAUAUUAUUGAGUUAAAUAUAGUUGAACAGGUUUCCAGAAAAUCUUCAACAUUCUUUGAAGCUAUCCAGUGUCAUGAUGUGAUACGUGAAGAUUUAAGUCAAGCUAUUCGUCAAAUUAAAGAUUUUCGACGUAAAUUGCAUCAAAUUAAUACAUUGACUAUAAUUGACAAGAUGAAAUUGUUACGUGUUGUUAGAAGACGUGAAAACUAUCGACUGGUUGUUAAUAAGUUAAAAUUAAUCGCGAGUCUUCAAGCUACACAACCUACUAUUCAAACUCUAUUGAGAAAUAAUGAUUUUUGUGCUGCCCUGGAUUUAGUGAGCACUACAAAAGAAUUAUUACAUUCACAUUUGAUGGUGAACUCAACUUCCAGUGAUUUAUCAUCAGAUAAUGUGAUGGACCAGCCUGGUAAUAGAAAUUUAACAUCUAGGUUGAAGAAGAAUUCAACUACAUUUCUUUGUCUACGUGAUUUUGAUGCUCAAUUAAGUGGCAUUUCUAAUUUCGUACAUAAAAUGGUCGAAUCAGAAUUUGACAUUUCAUUGUGUCGAUUUUUGGAUCCACCCAUUGAAGAAUAUGGUGGAUUCCAUGACCCAGAUAUUUUAUCGUGUUUUCUUGGUUUAAUACGAAUUAAUCGGUUGGAUUUUGUGAGUGGUUUUCAUGCAGAAAUGCUCAAAAGAGUUAAAGAUAUAUUCUGUCAACAUAUCACUUCAGUUACACGACCUCCAGGAAAUGAUAGUGUUACAGAUUCUUCUACAACAAUAGGAUCUAAUGCAACUAAAUUAUCUACUUCUGAUCAACUGCGUAAUAUGCCAUGUGAAAAUUGGAUGACGUUUUUAGUUAAUCUAUGCAAUGACAUAAAAUAUUUACUAAUUCGUGGACAAGACGUUGUGGAUAUAUUCGAAAAUAACCUCUGUUCUAAUCAUCAGUCAAAUGAAACGGUUGAAAAUAGUACUGUUAUUUUGUCUACUCAUCAACCUUUAACUACAAUUAGUGUGCAUAAAGCGAAAGAACUUGCUAAAUGUAUGCAUAAAACUUUAUGGAAUACAGCUAAUAUAUCCCAGAAACGUUUAUGUUCAAUUGUUUCAUCUCGAUUUCGUCUUGGGUCUAUUCAAUUAAUGGAACCAAAGUUGAUGACAUCAACAGCAUUGUCUUCAACUGUUGAUUUAUCAGUGAAUUCACCAAAUCUACAACAAAGACAUUUGUCUACAACUUCAAUAAUGGAUAUUCCAUGUACAACAGUGUUUAGUGAAUAUGUAUUUGAUAAAUUUACUUGGAGUAAUUUUAGAGAACUAGUCAAAAUACUGAGUAUUUUCCAGGUAUAUGUUCUUCGAGCAUGGUUGAAAUUUUCUGAUAUUCCAAUUAAAGCAAUAAUUUGUCAUCAAUCGAAUGAUUCAGAAAAUUGUUUACAACCGAAUGUACAUUCUUUUAAUAAAUCAAAGUCUUGUGUUAAAAAAUCAACGAUUCCUUUAAAUCAAAAAACUUCAAAUGAUGUUAACCCCUCUUCCAUUAUUAGUUCUAACACUGAUGAUUGUAUAUCUAAUAACCAAUACAUAUUUAAUAUUCAAUCCGAUUUAAUCUUACGUGAUCUUGUACUUGAUAUGAUUAUACUUAUAAUUGACCGAUUUCAUCGUGAAAAUUAUGAUAAAAUAAAUAUGUUAUUGGAUCAAGAAAGAUGGCAAGCAGCUAUUUGUCCAGAACAAGUUCAACAAAUGAUUAAUGAUAUAUCCAUAGAAGUAGGACAUUGUAAAAUGAAGAGUUCACAGCUGACCAACGAACAUUCUCCUUGUACACCGAAUCAUAAUAAUUUGAUUCAAUCAACAGACAGUGUGGUCUCUACACCCAAUUAUGUUUUUCUAAAAAAUGAAGAGUAUACUGUAGUUCGUACAGUUAUACUGUUGUUGCCAAUAAUUAAUGAUUAUGUAAAAUUAGAUGAAAAAUUACCUGGUCAACCGUUAACUACUGAAUUCGUUUCAGAUCGUUUAGCCGAUCUACUUAAUCAUUUCAAUUCCCGUGUUUGUCAACUUGUACUUGGUGCUGAGGCAUGUAAACGGGUCGAUCUACAACGUAUAUCUGCUAAAAAUCUUGCCUUGACCCUGCGUAGUCUACAAUUGGUUGUGCAAUUUUUACCAUGUAUACAAUUCUUGUUAAACAGAAUAUCUAAAACGGAGUUUAAUAAAUCAUCACCAACUAGUGUCGAUAACCUUCUUAUUGCUUCAUUAUAUCAUUCUAACAGUCAAGGGAUAAAUCGAAUAACAUUAAAUAGUCUAGAUCAUAUUGAAAAACUAUUUAAUGAACAUAUUGAAAGUAUUUUACAAAAACUUGUUCAAUUAUUAUCGGAUCCAAUUGGUCCAAUGUUUUCUAAUUGGUAUGGUCGUCCUCCGAUACCAAGUAAACAAAUGGAUGAAUUAUGUCGGAAUUUAUCGAAAUUAAUCGGUAUGACUAAAAAUGUAUUACCUGCUAAAACACUUACGUCUAUCCUAUUGCGUGUUCAUAAUGAAUUAAAGGUGCAGUUACGUCAUCGUAUUAGUGAACUUGGUAUUGUUGCUGAUGGUGGACCUCAACAAAGCUUGAUCGAUUCGGAAAUUCUCCACUAUAUUGAUUAUUUUAAAACACUCACACCACAACUACAAAAAUUCGUUGAUGAUUGUUCUGAUAUCUGGCCAUCAUAAAUAAUAUUGACUGUUCAUUUACAAAAUUCCCAUGCAAGAUGUGGUCUGGUAAAAAAAAAGAUAAGCCAGAAAUACGCUCCUGCCUGUCUAUAUUAGCUAGAAGUAUUUAUUCACCUUGUGUCUUUCAUUAUUUAUAAAUGGAUAUACUUUAUAUUUUGUGAAUAGAUUGUGAGUCUUUCAUUAUUGCGGAUGUUUAUACAUACAAAGAAUGAACUGAUUUCUGUGGUCCUAUCAUUCCAAUAGACAUAUUUAAAUAGAUCAAUUGUGUAUGUGUGUGUGUGUACGUGCGCAAAACGUUUCUCCUUCACUCACUUGUGUAUACAUUUUGCUGUAUUCUCUUUACUUUUAUUCUGCUGUUAUUAUCAGUAUUACUAUGUUUCGCUGUUUCUUUCUGUCUUACUUUAUUCCUUCUGUUCAUAUUCAAGUUUUUUAAUGAAUAAAUUUUCCACAUUAAACUUAAAUUUUAGUAAUAUUAAUCUCCUUUUUAAAUUAUUAUUAUUAUUAGUAGUAGUAGUAAAAUGAGCUUACACAGUAUUCAUUUAUUAUUUAUUAUUGCUUCUAUUGAAGAAUAUGUUGUAUAAUUUUUUUUGGGGGGGGGGGAGAGGAGAGUGUCAAUUAAAUGUGUGGACAAACAAUAUAGAAGUUUACAAAUUUCUGUAAUAUGUGUUACUAAUUAAUGAAAUUUCUUUUAAAUAUCAGGUAACUUGUCAAUUGAGUUCAUAAAGUUUUGUUAUGCUGUGUUGUUUUCUAAGUCUGUUAUAUAUAUAUAGGAUUUUCAUUCGACAACCGAGUCAAUAAUAUAUGCAUACUGAAUGUACAUCCUUCUCGCUUAGAAAGUAGAAUCACAUUUUCGAUCAGUAGCAUCUGUUUCUUUCUAGAAAAUGAACUCGAAUCCUGGCCAAUAAUGUAUACUUAUCAUAUAGUCUGUCUGAUUGGUCCAGCUUUUCAUUUUUUCUUAGUCUUUGAGGGGCAUAGUACCAUCCAUGUAAGUAUAGAUUGAAGUUUAUGAGACGACUAUCGUAUUAAAGUUGUGUAGAAUUGAGUUUUGAAUGUUCAUUCUAAUAGUUGAAAAUCAUGAAAUAGUGUGGUGAUUUAUCUGCUGGUUCACUUCAGCUAAAAUUUGACUAAACGUUUAUAACUUUACUUUUUUCAGCUUAUUGUUGUAUAAACAGAAAACACAAUGGAGACGAAUAAAAAAUAUUUGUGUUCUUUUUAAUUUAGUGUAUCAAAUAUUAAUGAAGUUUGGUUCAAUGUUAUAUUUGCUAAUUGCAUUUUUAAAUUGAUCAUUUGCAUCUUUGAAUUCACGUAAUCAAUCCAUGUUUCUACUACACCUAAUUCAUUUAAUUGCAAUUUUAAAAAAUCAAUGAACUAUCCGUACUGAAAUCUGCCUAGCGUCUUGCAGAAUAUGUUAAGCAUGGAAAUGUAGUGAAAGCACCUGGUAACAUAGAUGAAGUUUAAAACAGCACCUCUGGAUAUUCAGCAGAAUAAAUCAAUCGUAGUAACUUUUCUAUGGCACCAUUCUCUAUCAUCCGCUUAGUUAUAGAGUUUACUAAAUUUUAGCAUUUGAUUGUCCAUUAGAUUCAGUUGGGUAGUUGACGCAAACUGGAUUCUAUCAAAUAUAAUUUGUUAGACAUUUUCGCUUCCGAAGGUUAUGCAGAGAACCAUUUUGUGCACAAGUGUUUUUUUACGUUAAAUUCAUAGGGGAAUUCAAUUAAAAGACAUUGUUUAAAAUGCAGAGUAAAUUUUUUAUUAAGUAGGCUAAGCCGGUUGGAUAAUGGUGUGCUACAGUGGCUCUUAUUGAAGGCAUUUUGUCAUCAUUUGCAGUAUUUUUAAAAAAUUGAAACAGAACGUUUUGUAAACUCAUCUUGACUAUCUGUAAGCGCAAUAAUGACCGAAAUUCAGCAGAUAUAUGAACUGUACUUUUGUAUAGUGAGGUCAUUGACGUAAGUAAUGUUUUUCUGGGAAGAUAUCAGUGAUUCAUUCCCCCCCAAAAUAGUUGGAACUGAAGAAAGAAAAUGUCAGUAGUAUGUUGAAUACUGCUUCAUUAUUUCAAACAGAAAUAGAUCAGGAUAAAAUUGAGAGUUAUUUUAUUUGUGUUUUUGAAAAUAUAUUUACCAGCAAUAGUGAAUUUAGGAAAAUCUGUAAGGAAAUAUUUAACCUCAAAAAUUAAGAGUCUAUAAAUAUAAAUUUCUUCUUGACAGCAUUAUCCUGAUGUUAAAAUGAAAAUCCUCAAUGAAUCACAUUAGCCUUCACUCAUUGAUUUUAAAAUUGAUCAUCAAAAUUCAAUGUAAAAUAUUCAUAGUUCAUUUUCUGUGAUCUUGAUGAUUUCUCAAAAUAUCCAUUGGGUAAGCACAUGAAGAAUCAGUUUGUUUAGCAUAGAUUUUUCUUAGAAUCGAACAAUCGAAUCAUUCAGCACCUAGCUAUAAAUCAUAGAUUAAAAUCCAAGAAACUGCUGAUUUAAAAUUUUUAAUAUGUUUUUCAACUUAUCUUCACUCUAUCUGAACAUUUGUAACACACACACUAUUUGUACUACUUGAUCAAAAGGUAACUUUACCUCUGGUUACCAUCUCUCAUUAAAAGUUAUCCUCAAAGAAAUUUUUUGUUCUUGUUUGAGUGAAGUUUAUAAUCUAAAUGUUUAUCAGUAACAAUCAUAUAAUGUGAUUUUACUUUGAUAAUUUCACAUGUAAAUAAAUUGAGUUUAUAUUUAUCAUCUUGUGUUAGACUAUUUGAUUGUAUGUUAAAUCUCUUUUUCUACAAUAAAAUAAACUUUUUUUUCUUUAUUUUAUAGUUAUUGUUAUACAAAUUGAAAUCAUAUUUAUACAAGAUAAUACAUAUGAAAAUUCAAUAAAAAUUAUAUAUUAAAAUCAAACUGAUAAUUAACGGUUCGAUUAACGAAAGGAAAGCAGUACUGGGCAAACUACCAGCUUUAAAGUCGUAAACAGAAAGAAUAAGAACAAAUUUCUAUGUUCUGCAGAAGUAGUUGCUAUUUCAACCCCAACUUAUACGUUAAAAAAACAUAUGUUCCACUUGGAACUGCCCUGGUAAUCAACUUACUACCCUUUCUUUUUUAUUCUCUCGGUUAUAUUGAUUUGACCUCAUCAUUAUUUAACCAUAAUAAUACUUUUAUUAUUUAUUUUAGUCAAAUUUUCGUUUUUAACUUGUUAUUAUCACCGGUCUUAUUAUUUGAAGACAAUUCAAUAAAAUGUUUGACCUUUUUUAAACAUCCAACCACUCUUGUUUUCGUCUGCCUUCUGCAAAUAUUAUUUCCAUCAUUAGUAUUAUUAUUAUCAUCACUAUGAUGAUCAUUUCACAAUCCGUUUUCGGUUAUUACUAUCAGUUUCGUCAUUUUUAUCUACAGAAAUCAUAACAGUUUAUGUAUGCUUUUGCACUCGAUUACGUCAUAGUCCCUUACUCAAUAUGUUCAUGAGUACAGAAAUUAUAUAAAGUCACUGUUCACGAACAUACCAGAUGACUUUAUAUAUGCUACACACUGAAGUAUAUUUGUGAAAACAUUUUAUUGAAUUCUAUGAUUCAAUGCACAUGAGGAAAAUAUAAAGCACAAGAAAUAGAAUGUUUAUUGUUCUUGAUUUACGUUAGUUAAUCCAAACUUUCAUAAGUAUAUGAAUUUAUAAGAAUCAUAAUGGAUAGCAGUUAUUGGUAAUCUAAAAAAAAACUGCGUGACAGGUCAUAUCUUUGUGUUACUUAGAAUCGGAAACACCCAUU